GUGACGCUACGGUUCGCAAAUGGCAGCUGGACUCCGCUUUCCGUAAGUGGCCAGGUCGCUAUUAGUGCUGGUGUUCGGUGUUCUCAAUCCCCGUGGGUCAAAGGUGCCAGUCACCUGCAGUAACGGCAACAUCAGCAUCAACUCACCACCACGCGGGAGCGAUACCUCUACUUUACUUUUUUUCUUCUUCUUCUUCUCUCGUUCAAACAACGAAACCACCUUCACCAACUACCACGUCACUCAUUUAACCAACCUCUUCGAUCAAAUCGACAAUGCUCGACAAACUCGUAGGCCUCGCCAUGCUCGUGGCCGCCACCUUCGUCUUCCUCUACUAUACCAUCUGGACUCUGUUGAUGCCCUUUGUCGACUCCGAUCACCCCUUGCAAAACGUUUUCCCCCCUCGCGAAUGGGCCAUUCGCAUCCCCGUGAUCCUCAUCCUGCUUGGCGCAUCCGUUGUCGGCUCCUUUUUGAGCAUGGUGAUGAUCAAGAGCAACAGGAAGAAGGCGGCCAAGGCUAAGGCCGCAGCGGCCAAAAAGAAGGCGUAAAACCUAGGCUCUUCUUGCCCGGCCUCUAUGGCAGGCGCAUCGCGGUUGGCAUUGGGGCUGGAGACAUCGAGGACGAUCGGUUGGUUCAGGUGCAAAGAUAUGUAUAUACUAGGGAGACUAGGUGACUACAGAAAUCUGAAAAGGGGAAGAAUUGAACGGCACCGAGAUCGGUCAGCGUGUGGGAUCAGGGUACUAUCUCCGGCGACUUGGGUGUUUGUGGGAUUUUCUCCGUAUACAUAAGUACCACGGGAAUUGGAUAAGUCCGUAAACACUCCUUCCGCGCAUAUUUAGAAUAGGUUGGUAGGAGGAGCAGUCUCGGAUCAUCAGACUCUAUUGCGCACUAUCACAUGCUCUCAUCAGGGAUCGAACAUAUUUGCAAAGUUGUUCGUCUAUUAUUUGCUUGUCUCGCUUUACUGGUUUCCGUAUAUGCUAAUUACUCAAGUAGCAACCC
Neurospora crassa OR74A is the source of this 996-nucleotide messenger RNA. Its product is annotated as dolichyl-phosphate mannosyltransferase polypeptide 2. Gene Ontology annotation, cellular component: endoplasmic reticulum membrane; dolichol-phosphate-mannose synthase complex. The record is from RefSeq and is a predicted model, not a curated record. The coding region runs from base 273 to 545 and encodes 90 amino acids. Gene Ontology annotation, biological process: GPI anchor biosynthetic process. NCBI's taxonomy places the organism in Eukaryota, Fungi, Ascomycota, Sordariomycetes, Sordariales, Sordariaceae. Gene Ontology annotation, molecular function: enzyme regulator activity. The transcript has 3 exons.